Rubroshorea leprosula is the source of this 650-nucleotide messenger RNA. The record is from the annotation of a GenBank genome assembly. NCBI's taxonomy places the organism in Eukaryota, Viridiplantae, Streptophyta, Magnoliopsida, Malvales, Dipterocarpaceae.
AGGACUUAAUGUCUUGAAGCUAUUUUGCCACAGAAAUCAGGAUUGCAGUUUUAUAUAUAAAGUUUAGUGACUUACAAUAUAAGCAGCCAAAAUUUAUGUUUAAUGUUAAUGAAUUAUGGUGUUAUUUAUCCUGGAACGCUGCUGAUCAUGAUCAUCUUGCUUGGUUACAGAAAACAGAGUCAGUAGAUGGAAAUUUCUCGAUGGAUGAUCUCUAUCAGACAGGAGGCCCUGAUCAGUUGGAGGAAGCAGGAUAUGAUGUAACGUGCAUUGGUCUUUUAUCGGAAGAUGAAGAUCACAUUAGAAAGAUCAAUGAAUUUCAAGCUUACCUUGACAUGGUUAUGAGGAUGGUGAAGCCUGGUUGUUCACCAGAAGUGUUGAAUGUGGCCUUGAACUCCAUGUCCUCCCUCGCAGACAUUCUAGCCUUUAUGUCCUCACUUAAACUUCAUUCUUCUCUUUGAAACAAUAUUAAUGCUUCCCCAUGCUCAUGUCAUACAUUUGUAAUAUUCAAUAGAAAUUAAUGGUUUUGCAUGAACCAAAUAUUUUCUCCUUAUGCAUCAAAAAGAUAUUCUAAUUAUGAAAAAGAUGCAUGAUUCGAAUUUAUGUUGGACUUGAGUCCUCAUAUUUUCAACUAUAGGCACACUACAAAUUAU